AUGGACGCGCCUGGCGCGACUGAGGCAUCACUAUCUCGGGUCGAACCGGGGCAGGGAUCACCUACGAGACCAUCGACCCAUCACAGACGCCCGCACCGGCAACUUCACACUGAAACCGGGGAUGACGAUGAGGAGGAACAGGAGGAUCCGAACCGGGAGAGAGAAGAGAGUAUGACAGAAACGAUGUCGUAUUAUGGAGAAGAGGAAGAAGAUGACGAGGAAGAAGAAGAGCCGCAUUUGAAGUGUUCUCAUUUGACCAAACAGUUGGGAAGUGCCUAUCGGAAUGGAGAUGCAACGAGCACUUUUUUGGCCGCUGGGGACAAGAUGGUGCUUGGCACACAUAACGGAAAUAUCCAUGUCUUUUCCGUACCUCUAUUUCGCUCUCUUCGUGUUUACCAUGCGCAUUCUGCUACUGUCACAUCAAUAUCGAUUUCACCUUUUCCCCCACCGGCACCGAACUUGAAACAUGAACUGGCUACUCGAUUCGCUGAAAACCAGAGCGCGUCCACGAAACCAUUUUCCAGCUCUGGAAGCAUCCGGGGCCAAUCCAAGCCGACUUCUCUCCCUACAACUCCGUCCAACUCAAUCUAUAUAGCAAGCUCAUCGAUAGAUGGCAAUGUAUGCGUCGCGUCGUUACUGGACACGAAAGAUGUUCUUCUACGAAACUUUGGUCGACCGGUCCAGGCCGUUGCGCUGUCACCGGAGUACAAAAGUGAUCGGACAUUCAUAUCCGGAGGCCGUGCCGGCGAACUGAUUCUCACAACCGGGGGUAAAGUUGGCGUGAGCACAAACUCCACAACCUUGGGCGGCGCAGCUGCCACCGCCUCGAGUUGGCUGGGUACUUUUGGACUUGGGGGCAACACCGGCAAGGACACGGUUUUGCACAGCGGUGAAGGCGCUAUCAGCACGGUGAAAUGGUCGUUGUCUGGCAAAUAUGUUGCCUGGGUCAAUGAAGAAGGCAUAAAAAUAAUGCGGUCAAAUCUGCAUCUUGACUCAGUGGAUUCGGAGCUUGCAUGGAAAAGGGUCAGUCACACAGACCGCCCUAACCGUCAGGGAUGGGAGGAAAUGGCUAGUGUCUGGAAGGCUCGCGCCGAAUGGGUUGACGAAUCUCUCCUAGAGAGCGAACAUUUGACGAGCAAUAAUACAGGAGGCGAAGCCUCAACGCCAACGCAGUCGACAAUAAUCAAAGAAAGGCAGGAGAAAUUGGUGGUUGGUUGGGGAGGCACUGUCUGGGUAAUUAAUGUCUACCCUGAUCGGCCUAACAAGAGCAACCGGGACCUUAGGAUUGGCUCUGUGGAAGUUGCUACUAUAUUACGCACAGACUGCAUUAUAUCCGGCAUAUCACUAUAUUCGCCCAGCCACUUGGUCGUGCUUGCCUAUAUAGAAGCAGAAAAUGAACCGGCAGACGAGCAAAUUACCCGUCGUCGUCCUCGUGGACAAGAGCCUGAGCUUCGUAUCAUCGACAUUGAAAGCAAAGAGGAAGUCAGUGCUGAUACCUUGGCGAUCAGUCGGUACGAGAAUCUGACAGCUUCGGACUACCAUAUGUCCGUUCUGCCGCCCUGGAAAACGAACAUGCCAGUAUCUCAACGCGGUGCGUUGGAAGCCCUUGGUACCGGCCUUUGGGAUGCUACGAUGUAUCCCGCACGACUAUUUAGUUCAGCCGCCAGCAUUCGCAGUUCAACAAGUAGCGGAGACAGGAGCUCUAACAGAGCGCCCAGCACGUUUGCCUCACGGCGUUCGGUCCCCGAGGAACCUUUAGCCAUAGAAGUGCAGGAGGUUGCCGAAAGCUCCGGCCCCAAGAUUUUUGUGCACAGCCCGUAUGACUGUGUGGCAGCACUGAAAAGAGAUCUUGCAGACCAUCUCGCGUGGCUCAUUGAACAUGAGAAGUAUGCUGAAGCCUGGAAGCUUCUUGAUGAGCAUCCUGAAGCGGCGGGGUCCAGUGAAGGUAGCGAUAAUGUCUCAAUAACGCCCGGGAGAUCCCAGACUAGUCUUGGUGAUCUAUUCGUUGACGAUAGAUCUUCCAUCACAGCAACAGACCGUGGAAAUGUCCCUGCCGCUGUACAAGAAAAGCGACGCAUUGGUGAGAUGUGGAUAGAGCAACUUAUCAGAGAUAAUCGGUGGCAGGAAGCCGCUAGAGUUUGCGUGCAAGCAUUGAGUGCCACUUCUAGGUGGGAACAUUGGGCCUGGACUUUCAUCAAGGAAAACAAGUUUGACGAGAUUACGUCCGUCAUCCCUGUUGACCUACGUCCAUCUUUGUCCUCAGAGAUCUACGGGGCCAUCCUUGAACAUUAUCUUACUCGAGAUCGCCAAAAAUUCAGCGAGCUUUUUGAAACUUGGCCUUUCGAGCUAUUUGAUAUUGACAGCAUAACGACUUCGAUUGAGGAACAACUUGAAUCCGAGAAGAUGACCCCGGACUUAGAAGACGGUCGAAUACUGAUAAGGUGUCUGGCCAGAUUAUAUCUGACUGGCGGCCACUAUACCGAUGCGUUGCAUUGCUAUAUCCGGAUACAGGAUGCGGACGCAGCCAUGGCUUUGGUCAAAGACCAUCAUCUUCUUGACUCCCUUUCUGAUGAUAUACCUGCUUUCAUCAUGAUUCGGGUGUCAAAGGAGCAGUUAAAAUCGGCGCCGAUUUCAGAACUUGCAGAAAUCACAGCUGAACCUAUCAAGCUUCUUGCCAGUGAAGCGCACACCGGCAUUGUUCCUCCGGACACUGUCGUCAGGCAGCUGCAGACUGCUAACAAACCCUUAUUCCUCUUCUUCUAUCUGCGAGCACUCUGGCGAGGAGAAUCGCUAUCGCUUGAAGCCGAGAAGCCCCGUCGUGGGCGGCACCGUCAGGCCGCAACUAAACUAGCCGCUGAUGAAGGCAAGAACCUUGUGGAUCAAUUCGCUGAUACAGCAGCGGAACUCUUUGCUCAGUAUGAACGCCCAUUACUCAUGGAGUUUUUGCAAACCAGCACCUCGUAUUCAUUCGACGUAGCGGUGACAAUUUGCGAGCAAUACCGCUUCACACCAGAACUCAUCUACCUGCUAUCCAAGAUGGGGCAAACAAAGCGCGCUUUAAAUUUGAUCCUCUCCGACUUGAAAGAUGUGUCACAGGCUAUUGCGUUUGCGAAGUCUCAAGAUGACCCAGAUCUCUGGGAGGACCUUGUUGACUACUCCAUGGACAAGCCCCGUUUUAUACAUGGCCUACUUGUUGAAGCAGGGACGUCCAUUGAUCCUAUUAAGCUUGUCCGACGUAUCCCCAGUGGAUUGGAAAUAGAGGGCCUCAGGGAGGGUCUCACUGGCUUGCUAAGGGAACACGACCUCCAGGCGAGCAUUAGCCAAGGCGCGGCCAAGGUUCUACAAAGCGAAGUAGCAGUCGGGAUGAAUACCUUGCGUGAUGGCCAGCGUCGUGGAAUUAAGUUCAACAUUAUCCAAGAAUCUUCCAAAUCCGACCAGGUGAACGAUGAGGCAAAGGCUGAGACUGAUUCUGAGAAGACUCCAACGCCAUCGCGAGGUUCAUUUACGCAGCAAGCCGGAAGAUGCGCGGGUUGUCAUCGACCUUUCCACGCGAACGAGAAAGAGAUACUCGUCGCUUUUGCUUGCGGCCAUGCCUUCCACCUGUCCCAUGUCCACCAAUCCGAGCCUUCGUCGCCAGCACAUACUCCCGGGCUUGAAUCAGGCGUCCAGACCCCCCGGCCGUACCCACCACGUACCCCGAACCUCGAGGAGCCUUCAACAACGUCGCGGACCGUUGGUCCAAAGGUUACAACAGCCCGACUUCUACGGGACAGGAUUGGUGACGGAUGCCGGAUAUGUGCCCUGGCUAAAGAGUUGGAGGCAGUCGGAGACUCAGAGGCGUAA
Molecule: messenger RNA, 3843 nt
Organism: Aspergillus nidulans FGSC A4
Lineage: Eukaryota; Fungi; Ascomycota; Eurotiomycetes; Eurotiales; Aspergillaceae
Product: protein vps41
Exons: 5
Coding region: 1-3843 (1280 amino acids)
Biological process (GO): vesicle-mediated transport; intracellular protein transport; protein targeting to vacuole
Source: RefSeq, a predicted model, not a curated record